Arctia plantaginis is the source of this 5745-nucleotide messenger RNA. The record is from the annotation of a GenBank genome assembly. NCBI's taxonomy places the organism in Eukaryota, Metazoa, Arthropoda, Insecta, Lepidoptera, Erebidae.
AUGUCGGUUCAUUCAGGAAGAAAAUCUGUAAAUACAUUUAAAGGAUCUAAAAGUUCAAGCCAAGUUUCAAAUCAAAAGAAUCAAACAAGACCAAUUAAAAUAAUACAACAGACUGGGUCUACGAACAAAUCUGAGGGAAAGACAUGGCCAGUUUCUAAUGUAACAUACAAAAGUCAACAACCUAAUUAUGGGGUUGUUGACUCAAAUGCUUCUAAAAUCAUUCAGAAAGUUGGUAGUCCUACACAUAAGAGCCAACCAUUGCCUCUUUCUAAGUUUCCUCCGAAAGGUGAACGUCUAGUAUUGCAGUCUCCUUGUGGGCCGGUUCUAUUAUCAACUGCACCUACCAGUACCAGUUUACCUAAAGGACCGCAUUACGUUCAGUCUGGAUCGACGCCUAAUUUGCGCUAUGUACAGACUUAUGGUUCAGCAGAUAAUCAAAUUUCCACAGUAUCACAAGUGUCAGCAAACCAACAACUAACUGCACAGAUCUUGCAGUCGUUAUCACAACCCAAACUAAUGCUCCAGACAAGUCCUACACCAGUCAACCACAAUAUUACAAAUUUACCCCCCACCCCUGAGGAACCAGCUGAAACAAAGCCAAUUAAUCAAAAGAGGAUAGUUGUCGGUGACAAGACUACUUUACUGACAGAAGAUGACAUAAUUGGUAUGGAAGAAAGACCAAACCUUGCUGAAGAACUAAGAAGAUACUCAUUUCAACCUUUAGCAUUUGUGAUGUUGGACCACACUUAUGCCCAACCUGCUCAAAAGCAACCUGUACCUACAACACCCCCAACUCCAGUUUCAACUGCUCCACCACCAGUUAUUGUCUCACCACCUAUUACCACAUCACCUAUGAGCCCUCUGAAGAGAAAUUCACCAGUCAUAAUGUCUACAGCUUCGUAUGAAAUAGCAUUAACAUUACCUACUAAUCUCAUUGGUACUCCAGCACCUGUAUCGUCUAAUCAGAUGCCACCAACGACGUACAAGCCGCAAGCACCUCUACCACCUGAUGAUGAUGCUGCAUCUGUGAUAUCUUCAAUAGAUGGAGAUAAGCAUCAAGAGACUAGGGGUGGCAGUGAUACAGAAACUGCACCUGAAGGGGAGGAAGAAGGAAAAACUCGUUGCAUUUGUGAUUUCACACACGAUGACGGAUACAUGAUAUGCUGUGAUCGUUGUGGGGAAUGGCAACAUGUUGAUUGCAUGGGAAUUGACAGGCAGAAUAUACCAGAUGCAUAUAUGUGUGAACUUUGUUUGCCAAGACAAAUAGAUCGACGUCACGCCCGAGCUAUACAGUUACGGAAAAGAGAGGAGUUGAGUGCGCUUGGCGCUUCAGAUUCUGACUCAUCGGAAGGCGGUCGAAUUGUUGGUCAGAAAAGAAAACGUUUACUUACAGUCACUACCUAUACAAACACUAGUGGAUCAUGUGUAACAACUUAUAACUCUAAUGUUCCAGUGCUCCCUCCUCUGCCACAACCAUCAUUACCGUUACCUAAACGAGGGCCCAAGCGGCCAAAGAAACCAGAAGUAGUAAGAAAGAGUGGAAAGAGAAAACUAGCAGAAAAACGCGUCAAACGAAAGAAGGAAUUAUUAUUAAAUCGAAGUAAAUAUAGUUCAGGUUUAUCAAAUCAAUCUCAUUUCCAGGAUUCAUAUGAAUUAGCUGUGACAAACCAUUACAGUCCGGAACUAAGGGCGAAGAUAAUGAAAUACAGUAGUAAAUUAGGUAAUACGCCAAAUAUGGCGUAUGUUAUGAACGCGCAUUUAUGUACAACUGUCCCCCAUGCCGGUGGGAAGAUUUUAAUUGCAACAAAGGAUUUAAAAGAAAACACUCCAGUAAUAGAGUUACGAGGCAAAUACAUGUUGUCUAACCAACAUAGACCUCAACUUCAGAAUUCUGCAAGAGCUGGCAGUCAGAAACCUGGUCCAUUUGUAUUCUUCUACCGAUUACCUAAAGAUAAUACACAAAUAUGUAUAGACACAAGAACGUACGGAAAUGAGGCAAGGUUUGUACGGAGAUCUUGUAAACCUAAUGCCGAAUUACAACAUUGUGUAGUUAAGGGUGCAUUACACGUUUACUUAGUGAGUAUUGGAGUAGUGCAAGCAAACACGGAGAUUACUGUUGGGCAUGAUUCCGAUGGAAGCAAACAGCCGUGUGCUUGUGGAAAUCCGAAAUACUGCAAAGCGAACGGACUAAACACAUUACCACCUCGAAAGAGUGUUGAUUAUCCGCCUAGAGAGAAACGAAGUAGAAAUAGAUGUUUUAGUUCAUCAUCACCAGUUUCACCACCCCCCACUCCUACUAUUACGACACCUGUCAAGGAAUUCUCGACACCAUUUAUGUCAAUAAAAUCCGAGAAAAAGUCGCCUCAGCAAAUUAAACAUGAAUUCCCGCCUCUAUCCCCGGUCAAAUCAGCUAUAAUGGCUUUAAACUUUGACGAGCCUUUUAAGCGAGAACCAAUAGAAGAUGUGAAACCUGAAAUAGAUCUGAUAGCAAAAGAAGAAAUGAAAGAAGAAAUAGAUGAUGACCAAGAGUUUUGCAAAAAAAUUGAACCCAUUGAACAGAAUUUUAAAGCAAUCAAACAGGAACCAUCGCCCCCGCCUUCACCAAUACCACCACCUCCACCAACUCCACCACCCGAAAGUAAGGAACCCGUAUCUGAACAAAUAGAUUCUCCGAAAGAAGAAGAAAAAGUUAUAAAAGAAGAAAAUGACAGUAUCUUUUCUGAUGAAGAAAAACCAGAGAAAGUGGAAGAGCAAAAACAGAAAGAAGAUGUUAAGGAGUCACGAGAACUUAAAGAACUGAAAAGAGAGCUUAAAGAACUAAAAGAGCCAUUAAACAUGGAAGAGGCAAGACCAGUCACCAGAGAAUUGUCUGCCAAGUCAGCAUGCCAUGACAGGUCGUCUCGGUCUAGCCGAACGACGUGCGUUAACCAGGAUUCCUUGGAUGACAAAACAGAUGACUCACAAGAUAAAAUUCAGACAUCGAUUAAAGAAAAGGAUAAGAGAAAGAUGACGCGCGAGGAACGUAAGAUGGAAGCUAUUAUGAAGGCAAUUGAGCGCAUGGAAAAGGCCGAACAGCGCAAACAGGAGGUCAAAGAAAGACAAAAGCGGCGGGAGUCAGAUCCUCAUCCUAACGCAAACGAAAAAGAUGAAGACGAGGAAGUUAUCAACACCACGUCAAAGAAAAGAAAAAAACGCAAAGGCCGUGCUCGGACUACGUCACAAUCGAACCGAAGGCGCCUUAACUCUGCCGACAGCGAUAUGGUGACGUCGGGCGAUGAAGCACCUCAUACGCCGGUGACCCCGCACACCCCCAUGACCCCGCUCACUCCGCUGACCCCACCGCGCGCUCCGCCCCUGCGACGGAACAGUGCGCUUCCGCCGCCUGAUGAUCGAAGCGACAGCGUCAACGAGGAACUCGGAUUAAGUUCAGCGUGUUUACUAGUAGAGGCGGCUGUGGGCUCCGUCGAAUCUGCCUUUAAAUUGCCAAAAACUAAGAAAACCAUGGCGACCGAAUGGAUAGGACGGUCGCCCGAACGCACACCCUCACCUUAUAGAUCACCAUACAGACCUGCCCUGGUGUCGGCUCCGUCCCUAGAGAGUUUAGUCAGAGUCGCUUCGACGAUGAUUGGUGAUUUGAGCGGUGGUCAGGAUAUCUACCAUGAGGACGAUGCCAGAGCCUCUCCACCUAGAACACCAGGUAGGGAUCGAAAUAGACCUCCAAAGAAGGCGAGAAGAAUUACCAGAAGCACACCAACAACCGAAGUGGCCGAAGUGAUUCAGCCUGUUAUCCCGCAACAUAGUGCCAAGAAACGAUGGUUACGACAAGCCAUAAGUGAAGAGAGCGACUCACCCUCAGCAGAUGUAUUUGUUUCAGAAUCACCACCCAACGAAAUGGUAACGCCUUUGAAGAAGAGACGGUUAGCAAGAGAAUCCUUAUCUUGCGAGCAAAAUCCUAUUGUGCCUUGUAAUGAUGAAACUUCACCUAUUUUAACAUCAGAAGACUCACCUGUGAAGGAUGACUCACAAGGAAUAGCAGGGCAAUACAAAGCGAGAAAUAUAAUGGAAAGUAUGUACAGCAGGGACAGAACUCGGUCAGACAGCGGCCAAGGAUCAGACGAUCAGUGCAAUAUAGAUCACGAAGUUCUAAAUAUGAACAUUAAAGGCCCUCACGAUAGUGAAAACAUUAGAAGGAUUAUAGGAGUGCCUACACCUGAAGAGGAGCUACCGCCCGACAUACCAAAACCGGAUGAUAUUAAGAGCAAUAACAAUAAUGUUGAAAUCGAUGAGUGCAACUAUAAUAAGGUGGUACCGAUGGAGAUUGACACCACGAUACCAACCGCGUCAAAAAUACAAGAAUCUUUCAUUAUUAGUAGUAGUGACCCGAAGGGUAUUGAGAGCCCGAGUGAGAAACUAAAUAGCUGCCAGUCUGCUGAUACGAGCGGCAACUCUUCGCCUCAAAGAGACGAAAUGGAUGACAUUCAGAAGAAAAUACAUUCAUUUCAUACAGAAAACAUACUGAUACUAAAAAGCAGAAAUAAAAAGCCACCUAAAGAGAAAAGAAAAAAAGUUAAUUUAAACUUUGAUCUGAACAUGGUUGAUGAUCAAAUCAGUAUUCAAUUGAGGACAGAAGAUACGAAUUCGAAAACAGUAGAAGUUAAUGGAGACAUUCACGAUGAAAUGAGCAAUUCUAUUCACGAAGAUAUGAAACUACAUGUGUCUCCAGAGAAUAUACCUCUCCCACCAGUAGAGUCGAUACCGUUACUGGCUCCAGAGAACAUACCGUUACCGGAAGAACCGAGUCCGAUGACCAUGGUUCCGCCCCCAGAAACCAUCCCACUCCCAGAAGAACCAAUGAAACCAAUCAAAACUGUAAGACCGAUUUCUCCCGUUGUGGAAAAAGUAGAGAAAUCUUUCUCAGUCGACAGGCCGUCCGUGUUAGAGAAUUCAACGUUCUCUUCGCGUUUUAGUUCAACAGGUUUAUUCUCGGGAAUUUUCAGCAACAUGUCUCAAUCGUUCAGUAUGGACAAAACAAUAAACGAAAACGUACCAAACAUGUCAAUAAUAAAGAGUGCAAUAGAUAGGACUACAACAAUAGAUAAUAGUUUAUUUGAGAAGGACAGUAUAACGCCAGCUGACGAGUUUAAGAGUGUUGAAGCUAUUUUAACGCGAGUGAACAGUAUGGACUCAAAUAACAGUGUUAUAUUAUCGGGGGUGUUGAGUAGUUCAAACAAAUCAAGCUUGCUGACGCCGUCUCCAAAGCCGGUGAGCAAACCGUAUUGUCCACGCACCAAUGACCCCAGACUGAAUCCUCCGCCUGUUGAAAAACCUAAACCAGUUCGAAGGAAGCUCUCUAUAACCGAGUACCGUAAGCGGCAUAAAGGGGUGGCGUGCGAAGAGGGUGGAGUAAACGAAGCUAGUGAAACAGGGGAUGGUGUUCCUGGGGAAGGAGGGGUAGAAUGGUCAUCAGAGUCUUCAGGCGCCGGUUCCUUGUCCCCUCAACGACUAGACGCCGCUGCCGCCGCAGCCGCUGACGAACUCGAACAGCGCCUACACCGAGAACUAGCUGCUUCACACCUGCCUAAAGGUGUGUUCGACGCACAGCCAACUGCAACGGAACGCCAGCGGGAAAACCUCAGCUCGCGAUUACGGCGGGAGUUCGGACUCGCCUUGCCUGAUGAUGAGGAGGCGAGACCACCUACCGAAAACACCGAUGGCGUGGGCGGAGCUACGAGGUGUGACAGGUAG